Molecule: messenger RNA, 747 nt
Organism: Scheffersomyces amazonensis
Lineage: Eukaryota; Fungi; Ascomycota; Pichiomycetes; Serinales; Debaryomycetaceae
Gene: HTA3
Product: histone H2AZ
Exons: 1
Coding region: 151-549 (132 amino acids)
Biological process (GO): heterochromatin formation
Cellular component (GO): nucleosome; chromatin
Molecular function (GO): structural constituent of chromatin; protein heterodimerization activity; DNA binding
Source: RefSeq, a predicted model, not a curated record
UUUGUGUAUUUGUUUAUUUUUUCUUCUUCCUUUGUUGUUUUGAUUUUAGUUUUUUGUCAAAGUAUAAACAAACCUGUAAACAAAAUAGUUUACAAGUUAUUACUUCUUUGCAAGAAUCAUUAAUAUUAAGAAUAUAUAUUAACUUAUAAGAUGUCAGGUAAAGGGAAAGUUCAUGGUGGGAAAGGUAAAUCCUCUGAAUCUUCUAAAUCUUCAACUUCUCAUUCUGCUAGAGCUGGUUUACAAUUCCCAGUUGGUAGAGUUAAAAGAUAUUUAAAGAGACAUGCUCAAAAUAAAAUCAGAGUUGGAUCUAAAUCUGCCAUCUAUUUAACUGCUGUAUUAGAAUAUUUAACUGCUGAAGUAUUGGAAUUAGCAGGUAAUGCUGCCAAAGAUUUAAAAGUUAAAAGAAUUACUCCAAGACAUUUACAAUUAGCCAUUAGAGGUGAUGAAGAAUUAGAUAAUUUAAUUAAGGCCACCAUCGCUCAUGGUGGUGUCUUACCACAUAUUAAUAAAGCCUUAUUAUUAAAGGUUGAAAAGAAGAAACAAAAAUAAUCAAUUAAGUCUAAUUGAACAAAGUCAUAUUUAUUACCAGUUAAACAUAUUUCAUUCAUUAACUGAUCAUCAAUUGACAUCCAUCAAAUCAAGUGCAUAAACUAUAGUGGCCUUCAAAUAUAUAUUUAUAUUUUAAUGAUGUUGCUUAUAAUUGUUUAGUUUCUUUUCUUGCCAUUCACAGUGCCCUUAUUAUUAGUA